Messenger RNA from Clunio marinus, 369 nucleotides. The record is from the annotation of a GenBank genome assembly. NCBI's taxonomy places the organism in Eukaryota, Metazoa, Arthropoda, Insecta, Diptera, Chironomidae.
AUGAAAAGUUUAAAGCAUUCGUUCGUUCUCAUCACAUCAUCGCAAGUCAUAAAAAUCGGUCAUCGCGAUUGCUCUCAAACGCGAGCCAAAAACGAUUCGCUUCAGUGGGGAGUUCAACGAUUAAAAACGAACACAAAUCAUAUGUUGCAAUCGAGCUACUCAACAAUUCAACAACCGACGAGACGUUUGGGAAAGAGGUCGGAACAAUUAGUUGGAGGGAAAGAAAUGUUAUUGAACUGCAUGUUCUGUCCUCGAUUAUGUGUUGACUUUGAAUUGCGCAGAGAACGCAGGAAGUUUUGCAUGAGUACAAUGGGAUCACAUGAAACUUCAAGCGAGGUGGAGUUGAGAGAUAAGUGUGGACAUGUCUGA